Danaus chrysippus (African queen) is the source of this 1209-nucleotide messenger RNA. The record is from the annotation of a GenBank genome assembly. Lineage: Eukaryota; Metazoa; Arthropoda; Insecta; Lepidoptera; Nymphalidae.
AUGAGUAGAUUCGAUGGUUCAUCUAGGAGAGACGACGACGAGGAUACUGAUAACGGUGAAGGAAACGGAACAAAACAUAGUAAAUUAUUAGAAUUGGACUUGGAUUACCUUGAGAGAGGUGGUGUUGGGGCAUUGUCUAUUAGUGCUCCGAGCGUAGAGCCAAGCCCUGACAGUCUAGAUCUCGUCAAGGUGGUACUUCUUGGAGCACCAGCUGUUGGCAAAACCAGCAUCAUCCAGCAAUUUGUCUGGAGUGACUUUUCUGAGGAAUACAUACCAACGGAACAGAAACAGACGUUCUAUCCAUCGGUGAUCAUAAACGAGCAUCUAUACGAGGUUAAAAUUACAGAUGUCCCUGUGAUACCAUACUUUCCCAUAAACUCGUACUACGAGUGGGCACAUUACAGAUUUUACGGUCUGCGGAACGCUACCGCCUACAUCUUAGUCUUCGAUCUUUCGAACGUCGAAACUUUUCAAUAUAUCCGAACGCUGAGAGACCAAAUGGUUGAGAGUCGGGAUAUGAAAAAUGUCCCGGUGCUUGUAGUUGGUAACAAACAGGAUUUAUUGUGCAGCAGCACACCAUCGGCUACCAGCGGCCUUCAACAGCUAGCUAUGGCUGAGAGCGCGUGCACUGACUCCAGAGAGAAGAGACGGAACAUCGUGAAUCUUGUCCGCAAACAUUGGAAGUGUAGUUACAUCGAGUGCUCGGCUAAAUACAACUGGCGCGUUAUAGCCGUCUUCAAAGAACUGAUGGAGAUGAUCGAUGUCUUGGAGUGGAGCGGAGGAGGAAGGAGUUCUGAACCACCGCCUGAUUCAAAUACCGCAGACAUAAUAAAGCGGGCUACUCCCGCAACGACGACGCAGAUUAUGGACCACAGCUUCCUAAUGGCCAUUAAAUGUGGACGCAAAGCCGUAAAGUCCAUCACGCCACAUGAAACUAUGUUACUACAAGGUUUAGUCGUGUGCGCUUACGCGCUAUUUAUUUUAGUAAAAUGUCAAGAAUCUCGUAUUGUUAACAUAGAUCAAGGACCCGUGAGAGGAUAUAAGUCUGAAGAUGGAAAUUACUUCGGAUUUUUUGGCAUACCGUUUGCCACCGCACCUAAAGGGGUUCAUAGGUUUAAGGAAACCAGUACCAGAGAAUUCUUCUUAUCCACCGUGGCCACCUGUCAGUUCUGGAGCAGCUCCCUACAUGUCACUGAAUACUACGCCUAA